GGUCAGAGCGGGCAGGCGGGGGCGGGGCCUGUGGGGGAAUUCUGAAUGGCCUCCGCGCGGCACCGGCUGCUUGCGCGGAAUGAUGCGUUGGUUGGGCUAGGCGGGGGAUGGAGCGCGCGGGUUGGCGGCAGUAGCGAUGAGGCGGGCGCCUGGCUCGGGCCUCUGCAGGGCUGCCUUCCCCCCCGUCCUUUUCUUCCUCCUCGCCUCGUUGCCGGCGCUGCCCGCUUCAGAGCUGCGGCUCAGGCAGGCCUGUACUACCUGCCGCGGGAUAGCAGACCGCUUCGGACAGGGUCUAACGGAUACAGCCAAAAAGAACUUUGGAGGUGGAAAUACAGCUUGGGAAGAAAAAACACUAUCUAAAUAUGAGACCAGCGAAAUUCGACUUGUCGAGAUAAUAGAGAAAUUGUGUGACAGUACCAACUUUGAAUGCAACAACAUGAUCGAAGAGCAUGAAGAACACAUCGAAGCUUGGUGGUUCAAAUGGAGAAAGGAAAACACGGAUUUGUUUAAGUGGCUUUGUAUAGAGAAAAUUGAAGUUUGCUGCCCUGCUGGGACCUAUGGACCUGAUUGUCUGGCCUGCCUUGGUGGGUCAGAAAGGCCUUGCCAUGGAAAUGGCCAUUGUGAUGGAGAUGGCACUCGAGGUGGUGACGGGUCAUGCAGCUGUAACAAGGAAUACACAGGAGAAUUUUGUUUAGAAUGCUCCAGUGGCUACUACAACUCUCACAGAAACGACACACAUUCCAUUUGUACAGCUUGUCACGAUUCAUGUAAAACUUGCACAGGUGCAACAAAUACAGACUGUCAGGAUUGUAAAGAAGGCUGGACCAAAAAUGAAAACGCCUGUGUAGAUGUGGAUGAAUGUACUGUAGAAGACUCUCCUUGCGGUGCUGACCAAUACUGUUUAAACACAGACGGCUCCUUCUCCUGCAAAGUUUGUGAUACUAGCUGUUUGGAGUGCACGGGAGAAGGUCCUGGCAAAUGUAAAAGCUGCAUAGCUGGCUAUGAAAUGGAAGAUGGAAAAUGCACAGAUGUGAAUGAAUGUGCCCUUCCUGAAAAAGUGUGCGUGAGAGAAAAUGAAGACUGUGUCAAUUCUCCCGGUGGCUUCAAAUGUGUCUGCACAGGAGGCUUUGAAGACAAGGAUGGCGUCUGUGCUCCAAUUAUAAAAACAGGUGAGUGUGCAUCAGAAAACACAUCUUCACCUGCUACCCAUGAGGACUUAUGAUCUGCAUUCAAAGAUGAGAGACGCUGAUAUCCUGAUCCUUAAGUUAUUGGAAGGAACAACCCUUACGGUGUAUACAUGGUAUUAAUUAAGUGGUGGUUUCCAGUAUGAUUCCUUUUGGUAAUGGGUGGUAAAUUGCCCUUAGAACUGCAUUUCUUCAGUGAAUAGAAAUGGCUGGGGUUUUUUUAAUAUGGCCAUUAAAUUAUCUUAGAGGCAGUUGGAGGUAAAUAAACUGCAGCACAAUUGAAUAACUUGAACUCAGUCUGGAACUAAUAGCUCUUCUGUGGAAUGAUCUGGUUAAGGAAAUUGGCAAGUUGAGUCACUUUGUACAUAUGAACCUAUUUUACAGUUAGAACAUGCCCUUUCAAGACUGUUAAAUGGGAGGAUUUGUAUCUUGGAAGAUACUCCUUGUACAUGUAAACAUGUCUGAUUGGGCAUUCAAUAAAGAUUUUAUUUUAGCUGUUA
Molecule: messenger RNA, 1684 nt
Organism: Heteronotia binoei (common prickly gecko)
Lineage: Eukaryota; Metazoa; Chordata; Lepidosauria; Squamata; Gekkonidae
Gene: CRELD2
Product: cysteine rich with EGF like domains 2
Exons: 10
Coding region: 137-1222 (361 amino acids)
Molecular function (GO): calcium ion binding
Source: RefSeq, a predicted model, not a curated record